AUGGUUAAGAAGCAUCUUCGAGACAAGUUGUGGAACUUCUCUUUCUACAAGCUCAUUGUGGUGUUUGGUGUACUCAAUGUUCAGACUCUAGAGGAGUUGGUUCUCUGGGUUGGAUGGUUCGCUAUUCUAGCUUUCCUUCAUGGUUUUGCCCAACUUUCCAAGGACAGGUUUGAAUAUCUUGCAUUCUCUCCUACAACCUCCAUCAAGACGCAUGGUUUAGUGAUAACUCUACUGUUUCUGAUCUUGGGUGUAACCGGUGCUCUGAUGGCGGGUAGCUUCUAUCUCUGUUACGAGUUAGAUUGGAAUCUUCUCUUCUUUAUGCUGGCUGAGUGCAUUUUGGUUGGAAUACGUGCUAUCUUCGUCCUUGCAAGAUAUGCUAUUCACCUGUAUGACUUGCACCAUGAAGGAGUCUGGGAGAAUAGAGGCAGUAUCAUAUACCAUACAGAACUGGUCCUGGAACUCAUCACACUCACCCUGGAUUUUGUGCAUCAUCUUCACAUGCUAUUGUGGGUGAAUGUAUUCCUGAGCAUGGCCAGCUUGUUGAUCUGUAUGCAGCUAAGACAUCUGUAUUAUGAGAUCCAACGGAGAGUCAAGAGACACAGGAACUACAGGAGGGUGGUUGCUAACAUGGAAGCAAGGUUUCCCCGAGCUACUGAAGAGGAGCUGAUAGCAAACAAUGAUGACUGUGCUAUUUGUUGGGAAGAAUUGAAAGGAGCCAGGAAGCUUCCUUGUAAUCAUCUGUUUCAUGAUUCCUGUCUGCGUUCUUGGUUGGAGCAUGAGACAUCUUGUCCUACCUGCCGUCAAUCUCUCACAAUCCAGUCUACACCAUCUCGUCCUACCCCGGGGAGGGGGCCCACUCCACCUGGUCAUGGUGUCAGACCUAACCCAGCUGCUAUGAUGGGAGGGGGAGAGGCGAGGCCUAACCAACCUCUCAGGAACCACUUCUUUCAUUUCGAUGGAUCACGUAUAUUCAGCUGGCUGCCUAGUUUCUCUGUAGAAGUGACCCAUGCUCAUGUAGUAGGCCCUCAAGCUGCUCAUACCUCACAGCUGGAUAAUAUGGCAAGACAGGUGAGCCAGAUGUUUCCUAAUGUUCCCAUGAGAGCCAUCCUUGAGGACCUUCGUGUUACAAGAUCAAUGGAAGUGACAGUGGAUAACAUACUAGAUGGCAGAGUGGCCACAAUGGGGAUGGUCGGCGAUAACAACCCUGAUGCUGGUGACCAAUCAGAUCAAGUACCUCCAGGAAACUUCCAAGCCUUCCAACCCAACCAAGAAGAGGAUGAAGACAGGGGAUUACUCUAUAGACAAGCAAGGCAGCAUCCUAGAGAAGAGGAGGGUUCUAUUGAUAUCACCAGAGGGAUGGAAGGAACAGAGGACAAUGCUGCUAAUUGGACUAGACCAGACUCAGGGGCAUCUAACUCUGCUCCAGGAACGCAAGAUCCAGAUCUCAGCAGCGGCUUCCCAAGUUAUUCCAGUCGAUUCUCUAAGUCUUCUUCAGAAAGAGAAACAAUUCUCCAGCAGCGGAAAGAGAAGCUCUUACAACAGGCCAGAAGAAAAUUUCAAGAUAAGCAGUUGAGAGAAUCCACAUCGGAGACACCGCAAGGCACGUCACACUCGCAACCUUCGACAUCCUCGAUGCAUUCAGGAAGCCAGGAGACCUCUCAAGGUCCCUCUGUCCAGCCACCACCCAGGAAUCAACCUCUUCUGUAUUACCGUGCUACAGAGGAUAAUAGAGUAGGUGAUGAUAGGCAGAGGGUUAGGGCUGCAGCGUUGGAAGCGGCCCUCCGUAGACUCCAGCAACAGCAGAGUCCAAUAUGAGCAGCUGGUCUCGCUCAUUAUACUACAGUAUCUGUCAACGAACUUUUUUUUGCCUACAUGACAGCGGACAUUGCUGACAUUAGGUUUGCUCAUUGCAAUCGUCCGCUAGAGGUUUGAAAUAGCUCUGCGCCUUGAUUUGUAAGCUAAUGGGUUUGAUGACGAUUUUUUAUUAAGGCAGCUUCAAUUAGCGGAAAACAGAUAUUCCAUAUAUUCAAAACGGUGUUCUGUGUAAAUUCAUGAUCCUAUAUGUUAGAAUUUCUAACAGUCAUCCCUGGGUUUAUCAAACAGUUGUCAUAAAUCUUGCAUUUCUUUGCAAAUAUGCAAUUGAUAUUUGUGACUGAUUGCUAGCAAAGUUUCUUGCAACACCAAAUUAUUUUUUAUGAAACACUUUCUCUGGUCUGUUAACACUGCUUACAGUUCAUUGUUGAACUGCGCUGAAUGUAUAUUUUAAUUGAAAAGAAUCAGUGUGAAUUAUUGACAAUUAGGCAAGUAUGAUUCUGACCAUGUUAACAAAUUUUUUUUGUGGGGGGUGAUCAUUUUUUUCCUUGCAUAAAUUUGAAAUCAAUGAUCCCACAAAAAUAUGCUGAACUAUGCUCUUGAGGCAAAGACACAAUUUCAUAGUUUCUAAAGGAAAAAUGCAUUGUUAGAGAAAUGUUUGUAUCUCUGGCAGCCAAAUGGAGAAAAUAUGUAACAUUUUAAAGAUAAUAGAAGUCAUGGAAAAGAUAUAUAGAUGAUCAUUUUGAGGUAUAAAUUCUUUUCAAGAUAUUUAGAAAGAAUAACGCUCUCCAUAUGCCCUCACAUUCAAAAUAUAACUAAUGAGCAAAGACAGUUGGUCGUCAAUUUGGGUGUUGUCCCACACGUGCUUAUCUGUGUGCAGUGCGUGUGACCUUCAGGAUUGAGUUAAUAUUUAUUCUGGUGGUUCAUUCUAACACCAGUUUAAGGUGCACUAUCAACAGCCUUUAACAGUCCAUUUGAAACAGUUUCCUCCAUUAUUCAUAUUCAUAACAAGAACUUAAACUUAAUCUACAAUUAUGGUCAUUUGUAUUCUCUCUCGCAGGACAAUAUUUUUUCAAACAUUUUGAGCUUUGUGUUGAUUAUGAGAUGAUGUUGGAUAUUUUGCUUGUAAGUUUGUAUUAAGUUAAUGUACUAUUGAUAGGCUGAUUUGGAGGCUUAUAUCAAAUAUCUAAAAAUAUAAAUUUAAAGUUUGCAUUUUUUUUUUUGUAAUUAUGAUCGGUUUUUCAGACCUACAUGUAAUCAAUGCAAUACGUUUCAAAUGACCGUAACAUUGACGUCUGCUAUCAUUGUUAAAUAUUGAACUUAAAGUUGCUUUAUUUUCUAUUUGAGUUGUGCACAUAAUAUUGAUUCGUUGAAUGUUUUUCUUGUUCAAUUUUUCAAAUCUAAUAUACAUGUAUAUAAGGAGAACAAUUUUAUAUCUAUAUAUUAUAUAUACACACGGUACACUAUACGUAUAUUGUAAGGUAUAGGGAUUAUGAUUGAUUUAAUUGUUUUCUUCUACUGAAUUCCACACGAAUGUCUGCGUAAUAAGACGACUUUCGCAAAAUGAAAGAUUUUGAAGUUUAGUUGCAUAUUACUCCUGUUCUCUAGCUGCAUUUACUGACAUGAUUGUAAAAGUGCCACUUAAAUUUCCUUAAUAGCUAUUUUUUCUUCUUUAUAUCUAUUUUAUGUAUAAAUUUUGAUUGGUGUUUCUUUGAAAAAUAUUGAUCAGUGGAGUGCACAUGAUGUCAAGUCUCAGCCUGAGACUCUCACAUUAGGGACUCUUGCUCAUCUCCCCCCCCCCCCCCCUCCAUCUCUUUCUCACGCCUGUAUCACAGUCCAUCCCCAUUAGACAUCAUACACAAUGCCUGGUGGUCUCACGCCUAGUUGAGUUCCCUGUCCUAAAGAUGAUGCAUUGCUGGUCUUUGAUCCUGGCAUCUCUGAUGUCACAAAGCCACAAUGAGCAUAAAUGAUUCUCUCAUUGUUUUUAUUGGCCUUUUAUGACUUGUUCAGAAAUUUACUUCCUUUGCUAUACUUCAAAAUGUGCAUUACACAAAUGUAUGUGUACACUAAAUCGUGCCUAAGAAGAAGGGGAGAUGAAGAAAAUUACUUUCAGGGAAAUCAUAGCACAUAGGCUCAUUAAAUUAAGAGAUCACAUUACCGGUAAUGACAUUAUACAUUAAAUUUAUUCAUAUCACCCAGAUAUAUUCUCAAUAAAAUUAAAAGGUAUACUCUGGGCUGAAAAUAGUUAUAUCUAAAUGGAUAGAGUGAAAUUCGCUGAGCAAAAUGCUGAAAAUUUCAUCCACAUCUGAUCACAAAUAACAAAGUUAUUAAAUUGUAUAGUUUAGCAAUAUUUAGUUGAAACACUGAAAUGUGUAUCAAAUAUAAUUUUAAUGUUAUUCUUUUUUUUUCUAUUCACGCAGGUAUGUUGUGCAUAUCAUUAUCACUCUACGUUCAGAUGUGCCUGAUAACAGAAUGAAUGUUUCAGUAGUCAUAGCCUCAAAGAAAUGACAGAUUCCUUAUAUAUACAAUGGGUUAAUCUUCAGUUGAAUAGUGUAAGGUUUAUCAUGUUCAUGAUUUCAAUAUAUUUGGGUUUUUUUUACAACUUCAUUGUUGGAAUACGGUGAGAUACUGCUUGUUGCCGUAACACAGGCAGCUAAGCACCAGCCCUGAUGCUGGUAGAUGAGCAACGUUGCACAGUACUUCAAAUGUCAAGCAUCAGGAACUCGAGUUAUGAAUUCUCUAAAAACAGACUUAUGCGUAUAAUAAUUACCUCUAAAUGCAUUAGUGAAUUGUUUUGAUGGUUCUGUUUAUCAUGAUUACUGAAUUUUAUUUUCCUUAUCAUUGCAUCAAGCAUGUAUGAAGUUUCCUGUCAUUUAAAUGCUUUUGUAUUAUAAUGCUUCAGGGUUUGUGCUGAAGAAAGUAUAUAUUUAGAGUGAGAUUUAUAGCGUGUAUUGACACCGUUUUGUUUUUUCAAAGCUAUCCUGCAAAAGAUAUUGUUAAUGUCUAUCAUUUUUGUUCUUGUUCAUUUUCAAGGCAUCCCAUCUUCUAUUUCGUUCAAACUACUAUUGUUCAAUGCAAUGAGAAAAAAAAUAUUUAAAUGGAGUGAAUUAAUAAAUAAGCACUAAUUACAUUUCAA
Molecule: messenger RNA, 4948 nt
Organism: Lytechinus pictus (painted urchin)
Lineage: Eukaryota; Metazoa; Echinodermata; Echinoidea; Temnopleuroida; Toxopneustidae
Product: E3 ubiquitin-protein ligase AMFR-like
Exons: 13
Coding region: 1-1815 (604 amino acids)
Biological process (GO): protein K48-linked ubiquitination; endoplasmic reticulum unfolded protein response; ubiquitin-dependent protein catabolic process
Cellular component (GO): endoplasmic reticulum; ubiquitin ligase complex; cytosol
Molecular function (GO): ubiquitin binding; ubiquitin protein ligase activity
Source: RefSeq, a predicted model, not a curated record